Molecule: messenger RNA, 3924 nt
Organism: Penicillium longicatenatum
Lineage: Eukaryota; Fungi; Ascomycota; Eurotiomycetes; Eurotiales; Aspergillaceae
Exons: 3
Coding region: 1-3924 (1307 amino acids)
Source: RefSeq, a predicted model, not a curated record
AUGAACAGGCUUAGUUGGAUGGCUUCAAGUCAUGCAGGCGACGAGCAGCAGUACACUAGCUGGUCGUCAGCCGCUGCCAACAAUAACCAAUCCUCCCCAGGUCGUCGAGACCAGGCGGUGCAGCCGCCUUUGUUGACGACUGCACUGAGUGGCCUUCAAUUCCACCACGGAACGACCCCUUUAUCUUCAACUUCGCUUUCGAGUCCGUUUAUUCAUACCCAGUCUCCAUGCGUUCCAUCUCCAGCAAACGCUCGGUCCACGUCAUCCUCUAGACAGGCAGCGAACUAUAGUGUCCCUUAUAAUCCACAAGACUGGGGACCUCCUAUUGCUGCCGCUGCUCAAGCUCAAUACUCUCAUCAAACCACUCAGGUUCGGGUUGUAUCCCAGCCGAGAACUCAUACAGAGGAAUCUUUGUCACCACCACCUCCACCAUACUCACCCCCGAGCAACCAAAAUCGAGUAUCGCAAGGAACGUUUGGAUCCCCCAACCCCAAUGUUUCGGUGACGCCUUCGGUGACGCCACCCCAGAACCCUCCCAGGGAUGGAGAUUUUUUUGCAAAUCCCGAGUAUCCACGGCGUUCAGCACAUCGUCCUCGUCCACUUUCUAUGGUCUACACAACCGACACUGAGUCUCAUCACCAAUUGCCACCUCCACCUCCCCAACAGGGUAACCAGGGAUCUAGAUCUGUCUCACACAGUCGACUUGAUGGAAACCAGGGCUUGCCUUAUCACACCGCUCAAUCUCAUUCCAGGACUCGAGUCUCCCUUUCGUCCUAUGAACAAGCUAUGCCAUCGCCAGCUAUUAGAGAUCAAUUACCAGGACCUUCUUCUGGCCAAUUGGAAGCACCUUCGAGGCCACCUGCAUCGCGAAGAGCUGCCUCUGCGGGUGCGGUUGUCAGCAGUGCAGGCCCUUCGAGGGAACAUAGUCAAACGAGAGAUCGAUCUCCAUCUAGCAGUGGCUGGGCACUAGGUAUGCCACUUCCACCACCACCGCCAGGUCCACCUCCAACCGUGCGGUCUGUCAGCGUGAGCGGUUCAUCGGAGUCGUCUUCCGCGAGAACACCUCAAGGUCAGGUUAGAAGUAGAGCUCGACCACCACCUAUGAUGGGAACUGGCCUGGGGAGUAUUCCACCAACCCCUGCUGACUGGGUGGAUGAAGAAUACUUGAAAAGUCGGCCAAGUCGGGACGAGCCAUUGCAUAUCGACACCACCAAAGCGAUCUCAGCACCUGAUCGAGCCGAAUAUCUUGACUCCAAUGGCGAAGUACGCGAGAACCAAAAAACCCCGGGAAGCGGUGGUCUUUUCCGUAGCCCGGCAGUCCGUGAUCCAAGUGCCAAGGGUAUUCGUGAAAGGCGAAUUGAGCGUCGAAAUCGGCAGAGUCAAACAUUCGACGAUAUGAGUGCUGUGUCUUCCAGUGGAAACCCCUGGGCCGAUGCUUUAGAACAGAUCAAACCAUCGAAUUUGGUUCUCCCAGAAGCGAGUAAUUCUCCCGAUCCAACACAACAGCCCUCAUCAUCAAGAUUUACCCCCAAAAGUUCAAGGAGUCUUCCCUCGGAGGCUCAAUUUACUACCUCGCGGUCUCGAGCGAGUUCUGGGGGCCUCUUCACUGACCAGUCGUCUUACUCUUCGCCCAAAUUGGAAUCAAGCCCGACCCCUGGACCCAGUGGGCCAUCGGCUACAUUCGCGCAUACGCCUCCCUUCUCGCCAAAUGGUGAACCUUCGUCCGCUCAUCCCAAAGAGCCGCCCCAGCCAAUACCACCAAAAGCACUGCCAACUCCUCCGCUGGGUUCUGGCAAGGAAUUUCAGCCACAGCCCCGGCCUCGUGGUUCUUCUCGAAGUCGGGAGGAUCGUCCAAUCUCACAUAUUUUGCAUAUGCCGAAUGAUGGUGCUCCUAUGAUGAAGCCACUCUCACCCCGUCGAGUCCCACUGCAACAGGCGACGCAGUCAGCUUCCCUAGAAUCUAUCAUUAAGCAAGAUACCGAUUUUAUGCAGGAUGCUAUACAGCGGCACAGAAAGUUUAUUGAGGAUGAGGCUGCUGCUCCAACCGAGGCGGAAGCCCUAAAGGUCUUUACACAGUACAUGAUCGCCGAAUCGCAAAUCCGGCGUGGGCGGUAUGCCUCCGUCUGGGACUCUGGGUCCUUUGACGCCGAAAGUAUGCAUAGCAAGCUCUUUGAACGCCCCGUUGAACCUCCGAUAAAAACAAUCAGACCUGCCCCAAUGCUGGAAAUUCCUCCAAAUCGACCUGGUAGGCCGGAUUCUGCGUGGUGGAAUAACUAUCAGCCUUGCCUGUCGCCUAUUGCCAGUCUCAAUAUGAGCAACGACGAGAUGAGCUCGCGGGGUCGUGCCCCCAGCCGCUGGUGGGAGUCUAAGACAGGAUCCAGUAGCGAGGGGGAUGGAAGACGUGUGCGGCGCUCCAAGCGUGAAUCGAAGUAUAUGGGAUUGGCUCGAGAUGCCAUGCAGUGGGAUCAGGAACGGACCCCAUCUAAACUUGAUGAUGCGGGUGCAAACUAUACGGACCAGUACAUGCCUUAUGGGCCCGACGAAUAUCCGCCAGAGAAGGUCGGCUGGCACGAUGAAGAGAAGGAGUAUCCUAGUGCAGGCGCCGAGCGCCGCUAUGAACAGUUCAUUGGCAACCAAAAGCUAGACAUUUCACGACUGGUGACUCUACCUCCACCAUACCCACGUCACUACCCAGCGGUCAACAAUGGGCAUCCAGAUCUCGUAUCAUAUCGGACAACGGUUCGAUCCAUCACUGAUAUCUCUGAGAUAAAGUCCACCAGGCAGCGUUAUCAGUUGGAUGUUGAGAGGAUGACUCAAGAAAACCAGGACCAAAUUCAAGAGGGUCGUCGCCAUUUCAAAUCUAAUAUUCAGAGCCAGAUCCAAGAAGGCAGCCUCACCUUUGCGGAAGCUGCUGAGGCCGAAGCUGCCAUGAUAGUUGAUGAACACAGACGCGAAGGUGAACUAGCAAAGCGCCAGCUGGAGUCGUAUCAAAAGAUGGUGCUGAAGCCAAUGCAUGCCAUAAUUAUGGAUCGUAUCGACAAAGCAACAUCCUGCAUUGACGAGCUGAGCAGUAGGCUUUUUGACGAUGCACAGCAUGAGACACCUGAUCAGACGCAAGAGGAAGGCGAUGAAAAGCCCGAGCUGCUGGAGAAACUUACACAGCUUAAAUGGCUGUUCGAAGCGCGCGAGCAAUUACACCGAGAAGCAUUCGACCUUGUCAGCGGUCGCGAUGAUAAAUACAAAAAAGUUGCUCUGUUGCCAUACCAGCAAAGCAAGAACGAAGACAAGCUACGUGAAACACAAGCCUUCUUCUUGAAAGAUUCCUUAGACCGACGUGUGCAGUAUGAGACCGAGGCGUUUGCCCGUCUUGAAUCGUUCCUAAAUAUCAUUGAACAGAAUGUUGUUCGUGGCGUCGAGAAACAACUAUCAGCCUUCUGGGAUAUUGCCCCCUCCCUCCUCGCCUUGGUACAACAGGUCCCAGAAAACCUGCAUGGUUUCCAGGUUCAGAUCCCGGCAAAUGAGUAUGAAGAGAACCCGAGCUACCAUGCGCAUCCGCUGCAGUAUCUCUACUCGCUGCUCUCGCAUGCCGAGAAGUCCAGUUACCAGUAUAUUGAGUCCCAGACCAAUCUUCUCUGCUUGUUACAUGAGGUCCGGUCGGCUCUGAUGCGAGCCAAUCGGAACCUUACGGAGGCGGAAAGAAUUCAGCGAGGGGAGUCUGAGGAAACAGUCCGUCAGAUGAUGGAGAUGACCCGAGCAGAUGAAGAGAUCUCUCUUACUACUGAUUUGAAGGACAAGGUGGCCACUGUUGAAGGGCAGUGGACAGAGGCUCUUGGAAGCCAGAUUGAAGUGUUACGAGAAAGAGUCAAAGAACAGCUCAUAAGUGAAGAUGCAUGGGAAGACUUGGAGAGAUUGGAGCAGGAAUAA